Messenger RNA from Brassica oleracea var. oleracea, 588 nucleotides. RefSeq lists its product as uncharacterized. Bases 1 to 588 code for a protein of 195 amino acids. The transcript has a single exon. The record is from RefSeq and is a predicted model, not a curated record. NCBI's taxonomy places the organism in Eukaryota, Viridiplantae, Streptophyta, Magnoliopsida, Brassicales, Brassicaceae.
AUGGUUGAACUCUUGUUUCUUCUAUCCUUUUUGGUGGAACUACAAAGUAAUUGCUUUCAGAUAAAUCUUGAGAACGAACUAAUGAAAAAUGGAGUGAGUUUUAUUUCAUUACUUUUUGAGAAACCAGUUUCAUGGUUGUCUUUUAUCGCCCCACCACUUCUUCACAUCGUAGGGCUUGAUUUCUCGCAAAUCAUCCUAACCUCAGCUGCUGUGUUCUUCUCCUCUUUUUUCUUCUCCUCUUUCUUAUUCCCUCUCACAAUCCAAAAACCAAACCCUAUGAUAGACUCCAAGGUUCAAGCUGAGGAUCUUGGUCAACAAGACACUUUAGGAAACAUCGAAAUAUCUAGGAGCACUGAUGAUAUUGUCAGAAAUAAAGAUGAAGAAGAGGGAACAAUUCCUGAUGAGGAAAGCCUUAUAGAACUCUCCUUACCAAGCGGUCACUACGUUGGUCAGCAAUUCAGUACUAUGACUGGACAUCAAGAUUUCGGGCAUAUCCAACUAUUAGCCGAGUCUGAAGAUGAUAAUCUGAUCGAAAUCGAUAUUUCAAUCGGAUCCAUCGGAUUUUCCAGGUUUCAGUUCAAAGCCUGA